Messenger RNA from Lampris incognitus (smalleye Pacific opah), 2599 nucleotides. RefSeq names its product tubulin folding cofactor E (gene tbce). The transcript is spliced from 17 exons. Lineage: Eukaryota; Metazoa; Chordata; Actinopteri; Lampriformes; Lampridae. Gene Ontology annotation, biological process: protein folding. The record is from RefSeq and is a predicted model, not a curated record. The coding region runs from base 98 to 1693 and encodes 531 amino acids. Gene Ontology annotation, molecular function: alpha-tubulin binding.
UCAACGCUUUGGGACGGAGAUAGAGCAAACUUCUGCACUAGACCCCCACACUUCGAAUUCAGAAAAACAAUUUAAGAGACCUCGACAAACGGCACUGAUGGGAGUUGACCAAGUGACCACUGAGGACACAAUGGAAUCGGACGUUCCUGCUGACCUGGUCGGCAGGCGGGUGUCCUGCAGUGGGGAGCGGGGGACGGUGCGCUUCGUGGGCUCCGUCCCAUCAACUGCAGGGCUGUGGCUCGGUGUGGAAUGGGACAAUCCUGAGCGCGGCAAACAUGAUGGCGGCCAUGAAGGAGUGCAGUAUUUCACCUGCAAGCACCCGACGGGAGGCUCUUUUGUCCGUCCAAAAAAAGCUAGUUUCGGGGUGGACUACCUGACUGCUGUCCAAGAGUUGUACAAGUUUGACGUAGAGGAGGUUUUCAAAGAGGAGUUCUCCAUCUCGUCAAAAACUGUAGAGGUGGCCGGCUUUGAGAAGAUGAGGUUUCAGAAGCUCACUGUGGUAGCAUUGAACAUGCGUGAGGUGAAUGGGCCUGGUUCUGACGCUGAAAUCCAGAAAACAACACCUGACGUGGAGUCUCUUGACCUGUGUGGAAACCUGCUGUCCUGCUGGGAGGAUGUGGCGGCCAUCACCCAGCACAUGCGACAGCUGCGAGAAUUACUGCUAAGCCACAACAGACUGCGUUUGCCUUUUGCCCCUGCGCUUCAUCGGCCAGCCUUCGAUUGCCUGAGGGUCCUCUCCCUCACUAACGCCGCCCUCACCUGGCCACAGCUCCUGCAGUGCGCCCCUAUGUGGCUGCAGCUGGAGGAGCUCUACGUCUCAGAAAAUGACAUCACAGAGCUACAGAGGCCGGUGGGUGUGCUGCAGUCUCUGAGGGUCCUGGACCUCACCAGCAACCAGCUAGCAGAGGACACCCUGCUGAGUAUAGCUGAGCUGCCCAGGCUGGAGAACCUGAACUUGUCAAAGACUGGCCUCUCUGUCCUCCAGUUUAACGACGUCCCUCCAGGAUGUAAAACGGCCAUGUUUCCUGCCUUGAAGACUCUCGUACUGAACAAAAACAACAUAUCAGAGUGGGGGGUAAUAAAUGAAUUGGAGAAGUUACAGAGUCUGGCCCAGCUGUCGUGCCGUUACAACCCCAUGCUGAGCACUCAGCGCAACCCACAGACAGCCAGUCAGCUUCUCAUGGCCAAAGUGGGCCAACUGGUCAGCCUCAACAUGCGCGAGAUCCUGCCUGAGGACAGGAGAGGAGCAGAGCUCGACUAUGUGAAGAUGUUUGGAGAGGAGUGGCUUAAGGCGGGAGGGCACCAAGACCCCCAGCAGAACCGGCCCAGUGCCCAGUUCACAUCCCAGCACCCCCGAUACCAGAUCUUCAUAGAAAAAUAUGGUGCCCCGGAUGAAGGUGAGCUCAAGAAACAGAAGCCAUUUGCCCUGAAAAACCAGCUGAUAAAUAUUACAUUUGUUUGUCCAGAUGACCCAGAUCGCAAGGCGAUUGUCAGGAAGCUUCCAGAGUCCAUGGUUGUACAAAAGGUGAAGGGCCUCCUGCACAGACUGCUGAAGAUCCCUGGUGCAGAUCUAAACCUUACCUAUACAAGUACAAAGAUAGAGGGUAAAGAGAUUGAGAUCAACAAUGACCUGAAGCCUCUGCAGUUCUACUCCAUCGAAGACGGCGACAGAGUUCUGGUCCGCUGGUCUUGACCUGAGGAUCCACACCUGAGAAAAAAACACAAGCAAUUUGGACUAGAAUGGCAAGGCACGAAAAAGAUGUCAUCAUUCGUUCAAGAACAUUGUAAUUUUCCGCUUCUGUGUGUAUGCUUUGGACAAACCAUAGAUGUUUUUGGCAUAUGCCUUUUCAAUCAGUGCGCACAUAGAGAAGGAAGUGGAAGCCCAACAGCCUAUUUGCACCCAGCAUGGUAGAAUUACUUUGAGGUAUGAACAUCCAGCAAACUGUCUUGCCAAAUUACUAAAAGCAUCAACUGGCCUAGCUGUUCGGUGCCUUACUGGAUCUGAAAAGAAUUUAGAAAAAGAUAAUUUGCAAAUGGAGUGAAACUCUUCUGAGGUCCAGCCAAAAUCAGUUUUUGCCCUUUUAAGUAUUUAUUCAUCCUGGGAAUAUCUGGUUGUUUCAUCUUCAGUUUCAUACAGUUCCACACAUUCAUACCUAGGUGCCACCCAGUGCAAUGACACGCUUCCUCUUUCGACCACUGGGAGCAGCCCAGUAUAACCAUAGCCUUGGGCAUGGUUGGUCACCGCCCUCCCAGUCAGGGGACAUGAACCUGUGAUCUAGUGGGACUUGAGUUAGAGGACAGAUGAAGCCGUCAUUAUGACAUAAUGGUACAUUGACUUCUUUAUGACACCAUCAUGUCAGACCAUCGAGUGACAUCAUAAUGCCAUGACUUUAAUGAGUGAUGUCUUCUGUGACGUAGGAAUGCCACAUCAUCCUGUUGUCACCCAUCUGUAUGUGUGUGUGUGUGUGUGUGUGCGUGCGUGCAUAAAAGCAAAACGUAUCCACAAGGUGAUAUACAGCAGCUCUAGAAAGUGUUAACCUUCCAGCAAUUAUUUCUUGUUUUGUUGUGUUGAAAAGUAAAAUUAAAGGGUUUAAAAUUA